CGGAGGCGGUGGCGCCUGACGCAGCGCGGCCGGUGCCGGCCUUGGCCCGCCGCGCUCCGCCCCUGCCCGUCUUCGCCGGCCGGCUCGUAGCGCGCUGCCGGAGCCGCCGUGCUGCCUUCCUGCCCCCACCGCCGCCGCGGGGCCGAGAGCGAGGGCGGCCAUGAAGAUCUGGAGCUCGGAGCACGUGUUCGGGCACCCCUGGGAUACAGUGAUCAAAGCUGCUAUGAGAAAGUAUCCUAACCCAAUGAAUCCAUGUGUAGUAGGAGUAGAUGUCCUCCACAGAAGCCUUGAUAAUCAGGGGAGGUUGCAUAGUCACCGUCUUCUCAGCACAGAAUGGGGACUACCAAGUAUUGUAAAAGCGAUUUUAGGAACAAGUAGAACUCUGACUUACAUUAAGGAACAUUCUGUGGUAGAUCCAGUGGAAAAAAAGAUGGAGCUUUGCUCAACUAAUAUUACUCUCACAAAUUUGGUGUCUGUUGAUGAAAGACUGGUUUACACACCUCAUCCGGAAAACCCCGAGAAAACUGUGCUAACUCAAGAAGCAAUUAUUACUGUCAAAGGCAUUAGCUUGAGCAGUUAUUUGGAAAGCUUAAUGGCAAACACAAUAUCUUCUAAUGCCAGAAAGGGUCGAGAUGCCCUGGAAUGGGUGAUCAGCAAAUUAAACACAGAACUGGAGGAACUCAAGUCAACGCGUGAAAACAUGAAAUCAGCCAUGGCAGCAGCAUCAACAGAAAACUGGAGCCAAAAACUACCAAGUAACUGACAGAAAAGUCUUAUUCUGCAAACGUUUUUGUAGAUCUCCCUUCCAAGGUUGAUCUGCACAGGUUUUAUAUGUUUAUAAGAAUAUUGGAUCAGAGGAAAAAUCUAGGAAAAGUAACCUUAUCCCCUGUCUCCAAGGCAGCUCCUGUUGCCUACUGAAUGUGACCUCCUGCAAAUGCUCUUUUUGUUUAAACAACCUCCUUUAAACAGUGGAAACAGAACAUUUAGCACAUUUAAAACUGCCCAAAAUGUGCCUUCUAUAACAAAAGUGGAGAAUAUGUUUCUUAUAUUUUACACCAUCUUAGCUUUUUGUACUCUAACUUUAAAAGAACUCGUUCGUUUAUUAAGGGUUUUUCAUAAGAGCAUUUGUUCUAUGAAGGUCUGAUAGGUACUAAAGCGCUGAAUUUUGUCUGUUUUGUAACCUCUUAUGACCAUUCAAAGGGAACUAUGUGAGAGAGAAUGUGAUACCAUAGAAAAAGAUACCUUGAGGAUCAUCCCAAAAAGCUAAAACUUGUGUGGUACUAACUCUUCUUAGGUGUUUAAAUGUGCUGUCUGAACGAGACACACGGAUACUUUACCUCUUGGAUGUUUGUAUCCAAACAUAGAUAAAGUUUCUAUUGAUGUUAAUAGUCUAACCCAGUUGCUUUUUGUAGGGAGAAGGGUAUAAUUUAUUGUCAUAUUUAUUAACCUGCUGUAGUUCCUCUCUUCACUACCAGAAGAGCAGUGGUAAUUCCUGCAAGGCGCUGGAAAAUACUUCUGUCAUUUAUUUGCAAGAAGGCUACUUGUAGGCUACUUGAAUGAAUAGACUGUGCUGUUCCACCGGUCCUUGCUUUUGACAUCAUGUCUUAACAGAGGAAGACACUCCGAUGCAAUAAGUAGAAGAGCUCAAAUGAGAAAUAAGCAAGAAACUUGAAAUCCAAAGGGUAGUAUCUCAUAAGCAGGUACCUCUUUUUUCUCUAAAAGAAGACAAAAGUAGAAGAAAAAACAAAUGGACUCUCCUUUUUCAGUGCUUUCCACAAACUACUGACUACUGGUUUAACUUAGUUUUUUUAACAUUUUGCCAUAUUGGCACAAAAUAUUGUUAGGAUCGUUUUAAAUAUUUCUCAUUAUGUGGAAAAAUACUCUAGUAACUGCAGGAAUUGCUUUCUUAAAACAUGCUUAAAUACAGAUUGAUACCGGAGUAUUAGCCUUUGUUUGAAGUUCACAAAAACUUUCUUUUUUGGUCCAGGCAUAGCAUACAUGUUUUAUGCAGCCCUCUGUUAGGGCAUUUUAACUUAUUUUUUUUGUGUGCACACAAACUGAAAUAAAUGUUGCAGGGAUGUUUACUGGUGCCAAUGGCAACCAUGUCUUUAGGAAGCUGUUAAAGAGAACGAGUAAAAAGUAGAAGUAGUAAAAUGUUUGUCACUCCGUUUUGAGCUCAUAACUUAAAAGUGUCUGUAGCUUAAGGGAAAUUGCAGAGUCCAUGUUUUGUAGCUUGAAAGUGAACGUUAAUUUGGGUGUAACUAUAGUCUAGGUGAAUUAUAUGAUCCUAAUGAAUAAACUUAAUUUUUAAAAAAUAUAUUAGUCAAAAGCAAUGAACUGAGAAGCUAAUAUUCACAUUGCUCUUUUAAUAUGGACCUAAAGCCUUUAUUUUGGAACAGAAACUUAGAACUUUAAGGUGUGGUAGCAGCUCCUCUUGUGGAAGAUGUGCUGUAUAGUUUUGGUGUGAGUCAGUUGUCAUGCUUUUCUAAUGAAUGUCGUGCCAGUCCCUGGAUAAAGAGUGCAGGAGAAUGUUACAGCUUGUCGUGAUGCCCUGCUAGAAAGCGGAAGGCAGCUACAGCAGAGCUGCGUGAGCAGCAGGAGGAGAUGAGUGCAUGUGAGUAUGCAUGUGUAAACCUGUACUACAGCAUUCCCAUGUAUGCCUAUUGCAGGUGAUGGAAACUUGAGUGUGAAGAGGUAGAAAAGUCUUAUGACAUGUUCAUCUAUUGUUUCAGUUCAGUGCAAGAAUUGUCUAAAGCCACUUCUUACACUGGAUUUGAAAUAAUUGCUUAGUGUUGUGUUCAAGUUGGCUAAUUUAUGUAUAGCAACUUCCAGUGCUGGCUGAUGUUACAGAAAAGUCACUGCAGGCUCCUGUUUUCUGUCCAGAGCCAACCUUGUCUGCCACACCUUGGUCAGUACAAGUUAUGCAUCAAUUUUCUAGAUGACUUUAUUUAUGCUUUUUUUUUGUCUUCCACAAACAAAUCCAUAGAUGCCUGUGUAUACACGUCUUUUCUGUUUUCAUUGCACACUGUAAGUUUUAGGCUGUUUUCUCUCCAUUUCACGCUAUUCAAUCAAGAGCUAGACAGCUGGGUGUGUAGUUGGACACUCUCUCUGCUCUCUCUCUCUUGCCACCGGUUGGCACCUUGCCUGCUUGUGCUCUGUCCUCUUCUGCUUUUCUCUAGGCUAAAUGGGAGAGGGGAGGAGGGAGAAUUUCUUCCAAAGGUCUGGCCAGUCACCCAGCCGCCUCACGCUGCUGCCAGAACAGCGCUGCUGUUUCCAACCUUUUUGCCUUCUGGGCUUAUUGAUCUUCCCUGUGGUAGGUGGUUUUUACAUGUGUGUCUGUAGGACCAUGCAGUCAGUGGUCACAUUUGGACUCGGUAGACUUUGCUUCAGUGUUUAGCAGAUGAAGCGAUAAGUAAUUUGCUGUAAGCUUCCCUGGAGACUUUCACUCUUUUGUCUGCUACUCGUUUGAUUUGAAUGCAGGUCUCCCAAGCUUCCUCUCCCUUGACCACAUGAGUCCUGUCUGGGGGAUCUGAUGGUAUGUACAGCGUUGCUUCCCUGACAGUUUUUAAGGCACUCUGUCUACCACAGUGUUACAGUCUGAAGUUAGCUGUUGGGCCAAAAAACCUGUGGAAUUGCAUAUCUUGUUCUUGCACACCAGUCCUUCCCUAGAGAAGCUCUCCCCCCCUCAUCCUUUCUUUAUUUAUUGAUAAUGGCUACAACGCAUUUCUGACAUCAGUUUUAUGUCAUAUGUGCACUGACUGAGCUGUUUGUCAAAGCCACAAAACCAAUAGUGAUGCAAAAGCCUAGACUGCUUGCUGAGGUAGUCUUCGGUUUGGUUUAGCAACAGCCUGGGACAUAGGAGGAAAAAACUUUAAUAAAGCAGGAAUAGUGUUAAGUCAAUGCUCAUUAACUUGGAAGGAUCUUGAACUGGUGGGGAAAAAGCAGAAGAGAGCUCGGCACUGAUAAUUAUACUGAUGAACAGGUAACAAGUGCAGAUUCAAAUAAGAAGCCUGUGGUUUAAGAGUUGAAAAUAGAAAGGGACAUAGCGAUACGGGGGUGUGGGGGGUAUUCACUGUCAUUGCUCAAGCCCCCAAAGCUUGCGGUUCGGUGUUGCUCAACCAUUAGGUUGAAUUUAAGGGAAAGGGAGUGUUUUUGGGGGGGGAGGGGGAAGAUGUGUGCAUAGGGAGGUGGUUGGGUUUUAAGCAUUUAUUGCUAGCAUCUCAGUUUGAGCAGAAGGGUGACCACUUGCCCUGCCCAGCAACUCAGCUGCAGAACGGCUGGCGUUUCAGGCUGCCAGCUGGUUUGCAACUGUGGGGGAAAAGGUGAAGGAAGGAAGCGACAGUUUCAGGAGCUUAGAAAACUGGGCCUGUUAGCUCUCAGCCUUGAAGGAUUUUAGGAUGUUGAAGAUAGAUACCCAAUUUGAGGUAAACCAUGGUUUAUGGCUGAUGUCUAUAUAUUUUUUUCUUGCUAGUGCAGAAAGGCUAGUGUUAGCAACAAAAGUCAUUAACUUAAACCUGUACAGUACAAUGGUCUUGUGUGUCAUCUGUAACUGUCUCACAUAGACUACUUUUUCUUUCUGACUUGCUUUUGCUGCAGCAUCUAUCUUCCUUCCCCCAUGGUGUCAGCAGGCAGAAUGGUGAAAGCUUCAUAGUUGUAGGGAAACUGAGAAAUUCUAGCGUUAGUUACGGCAUUCUCAAAAGACCUGCUUGGCACAAGUAAAGAAACUGAACUGCAAUACUUAAAGUAUCAAACAUUUAUGUAUGUAUUUGAUGGUGUAAAGUAGCACUGAGUAAGAUGAACUCAAACAGUAACAUUCCUUGACCUGACAAUUUUCAUUUAAAUCUUUAGGUGGAGCAAUUUUUUCUACUCUUGCAUCUUCUUAGAUUGUAAUCUCUGAAGGCCAGGAAUCUGUGAAGUGUCUGUGUACACUGUGGUGCUAUCUAAAUAAACGACCUGUUCAGUUUAAAAAAAAACUUGUGUAACUCCUGUAAUAUAAAAUGGGCUGUUGGUUUUUAGAAAAGUCUUAAAGAUACAUUUUUUGAAUUAGUCUGUGCUAGGUAAGCAGUAGGACAAAAUAACAGGCUUCCUGGAACUUGCUGUAAGCCACAAAUUACACUGUUCAAAAGCUGUGUAGUUGUCCUUUGUGUCUGAAUGGGUAUCUCCCUUUGGAUCUGGCACCUGCUAUGUAUGGCAGUGAAACAGGAAAGAAUCAUCUAAAAUGAUUAGUCUUGAUUUAUAAAUGAGAGAUUACUUUUUCUCAUAAGUUAUCUUUCUUUGCCCCUUUACUCUCCCCCAAUGAACACUACUUACCACAGGUCAGAAAUCAAUGCAUUACUUGUCAGCCUUUUAAUUACAGCCCAGGAGGAAGGACAUGCUUUCACUAUGCAUUUAUUCACAGAAAAGGGCUUUUUUGUGAAGCUGAAGACCUGUCUUCUCAAUUCUUCCACAACUUAGGUUUGAGAUAUGUUUUUUUUUUUUUUUAAAUUGGUAAAGUAAAAUCAUUACUAAGGAUUUUUAAUUUGGGCCCUGCUGGUUCAGCACUUACCUGUCUUCACCCUUCUGCAAUUCUUUUAAACCUAGUUAAAAGCUGUAGCAGCUAAGAUUCAGUGCUACAAAGAAAUGCAGUACUUGAUUAGACUUGAUAUCAUCAGCUGUGCUCUGUAAGAAAUAAUGCUUACCAUCUUUACAGUUGGAUCAAGCAAGUACGAGCAAUGAAAUGCUAGUUUAAAGAAAUUUUUAUUAGUAAUGCAUAAACAAGAAAUUGCAUUUCAGUACCAUGUAACAUGAAAACAAGCAGAAGAAAAUUCUAAUGCCUUUCUCGAUUAUAACCGAAGGAGCUGGUGUACCUGAAGCCACAGAGAAACUACAUGCGCAUUGAUAGCACAGAAGUGCAAGGUAUUGAAGUUCAAAGGGAAAGAGUUUGUGCUUUAUGCCUGUUCAUUCCAAAAAAAUAUCUCUCGUUUGAGAUUUUUUUUUUUUAUUAAGGGAAUGGGGGGGACCAGCUUUAAUAGCAAUACAGCUGAAAUAAAUAAAUACACUCAUUUUACGUAUUGCAUCUUUGUUUCACUUCCAAGUUCACAGGUUAUGUAACCACCAACCUCUUCAAAUAAAAACAUGCUGUUUUAAACUUGG
Messenger RNA from Dromaius novaehollandiae (emu), 6132 nucleotides. RefSeq names its product PRELI domain containing 3A (gene PRELID3A). The coding region runs from base 161 to 763 and encodes 200 amino acids. The transcript has 6 exons. The record is from RefSeq and is a predicted model, not a curated record. Gene Ontology annotation, cellular component: mitochondrial intermembrane space. Lineage: Eukaryota; Metazoa; Chordata; Aves; Casuariiformes; Dromaiidae. Gene Ontology annotation, biological process: phospholipid transport. Gene Ontology annotation, molecular function: phosphatidic acid transfer activity.